Messenger RNA from Pseudogymnoascus destructans, 609 nucleotides. RefSeq lists its product as uncharacterized. NCBI's taxonomy places the organism in Eukaryota, Fungi, Ascomycota, Leotiomycetes, Thelebolales, Thelebolaceae. Gene Ontology annotation, molecular function: GTPase activity; GTP binding. The transcript is spliced from 3 exons. The record is from RefSeq and is a predicted model, not a curated record. The coding region runs from base 1 to 609 and encodes 202 amino acids.
AUGGACACCGACAACCUCAAGGUCAUCAAGCUGCUCAUGAUCGGCCCUUCUGGAGCCGGGAAAUCAGCACUGUUGAUCAGAUAUUGCGACGACCAGUUCGACCCAGAAUCCUCGACGGCCACUAUCGGCGUCGACUUCAAGGUGAAGAAGCUGUCGGUGCGAGGCACUUCGUAUCGCCUGAACCUCCUCGAUACCGCGGGCCAAGAACGAUUCCGGACCCUCUCGAACAGCUAUUACCGCGGUGCCCACGGCGUCAUCCUAGUGUAUGAUAUCUCCAACCGGGACAGCUUCCUGUCCAUGGGUCGGUGGUUUGAAGAAGUCCAGAACAACUCUAUGCCCGGGACGAUUACAUACUUGGUCGGGAGCAAGCUGGACAAAGAGGUGUCGAGAAAAGUCAGCGCCUCGGAGGGGGAGGCACUUGCGUCUAUCCACGGCGCGCAGUUCUGCGAGGUCAGCUCGAAGACCCGCGAGAAUGUGCGGAAGCCGUUUGUAGAAAUCGUUGAUACUAUCGUCUCCACGCCGGGGUUGGUAGAGCAGACACAGCGGGAAUCGAAUGGUAUCACCUUGGGCAAUGCGGCGUCACAGAUUUCUUCCGGAUGUCUAUGUUGA